GGCGCGAAUGCACGGAAGUUGAGAUUGUUUUUUUACUUCAACGUAGAAGAAGAGCUACUAAGUUAAAACGCUUUCAGGAGAGCAGCGGACCUGCCUCAGAUCAUGUGAUGAUGAUGCUGAACCACGUGGGUGCCCUUAAGACGUGGCUGAAGACUUCCUACUGUGUCACAGUACCUGAGGAUUGGCUGGAAGCAUGUCUGGAAUGGAUUCAAGAAGAAAAUCCUGGAUCGGAUGUAAGUCUACAGUCUCUGAAGAACCAGGUGUACGAACAGUGGCUCAUGUCGGACUUACGUGAGUUGAAGAUGGGUUGUCUCCCUUUGGAGCUGCUGGAGGCGCGGAAGAUCGAGAUCAGCGGCAUAUUUGCAUUACAAAUUGAUUCAGCAGUGAAUGUAGGGAGUUCCUUCUACUCCCAAGGCCAGAAGAUAAAGGGUACAGAAAACCCCAAUGCACAAGUAUCAGGGGAGGACACCAGACAGCCAGCAUGGGAACCCAAGCCAACGCGCAUGAUAGUUCUCAAACUGACCGAUGGAGUGUCCGAUGUCAAGGGGAUGGAGUACAAGCCUGUUGCAGCACUCACACCCUUCAUCACUCCGGGGACUAAGAUGCUGGUCAAGGGCCAAGUGUUGUGUCGCCAUGGGAUGCUGAUGCUGGGGCCGGAGAAUGUCCAGAUCCUGGGGGGUGAGGUGGACAGUCUGGUGGAGACCCACACCCCUGAGGCAGUGCUGGCUGCAGCGAUGCAGGCUGGGCAGACCAGUGAGGGGAAAAGCGAGAAACAAGAGUUUUCUGGCCGCAUGCUGAGUAAAGGGGAGGACAAGAAAGGCGUGGCACACAUGCACCACCCUGGGACAACAUCUCGAUCAGCUCCAGGGUUUAAACAAGAGACUAUCAAGAGAGAGGCAGCACAGCAGAGUACACAGCAGUACAAUUCAACCAGAAAUAUGUCAGUGGGCAGACAGGGAAACCCCACCGCGCAUCAGUCCAGUGGGAAAAGGGAAAUGGCUGAUCCUGAUGAUUGGGGGGAUGAUUUUGACUACGAUGCUCUCAUGGCUGACAUGGAAGACGAGGGAACAGCACAGACAACCACAGGAGGACAUCAGCCAGCGCAUCAUAUAAAGACCGAGCCUCCCAGCCAACAGCAGACGUCUGCUGGGAGGCCAACCAAUCAGACUGAUCACAUGGGCAUUGGGGAGGAUGUGUUUAUGGACGACUUUGAUGAUGACUUUGACAUUCAGACAUCUUUUUCCCGGACAGUUAAGCAAGAGGUUAAACAGGAACCAGUAAGUCAACAUUCAAGAACAAUGACGACUAGCGGAGUUGACCAAGACAGGAAGAUGGAUGCAGACAGACCCAAUCAGAGCAUCUUACAAAACAGAAAGCAAACUGUUUCUAGUUCGACAGGAAUAGACCCCCAGAGAGGGAAGAAUGAGCUUAGAGAGAGACUUGAAACAGGACAGGUUGGGUUAGGAAUCAUCACUGCACAAAACAGACCUACAAGACAGCCCAAUAAUGAUAGAAAAUCAGGGUCGGCAUAUGUUGCUGAUGAGGACUUCGGGGAAGAUUUUGACUUUGAUGUUUGUGAUGUUGAUGCAAGUAAGACUUUGAACUCAUUCACCGGUGUACAGGCAAAGAGGAUGAGAUUUGACAGCCCUGCUGAAGACCAACAGAAAAACUCAGAAACCAUGUACACUAAGCACAAGGUGAAGCCCUGUCCUGAAGAUGGCCAGGUGUGUAAUAAGACUGAUGUUCCCAAAGCUGUAAUCCAUCCGUUUUCCAAUCUGACAAAAAUGAAAACAGUUGGUUCGGCCACUCCUGUCCAAUCAAAUCAGGGAAGUAGAAGUGCCUCAAGGAACCAAGGACAGUCUAGGAUGGAUAGAUUCCUCGGAGGGGGAUCAAGUCCGAGCCAAUCAGCUCCUCCUGUAGAGGGAAACUUCAUGUAUCUUUCAGAGAUCCUCAGUACAAUGCCAGUCACGGAAACCAAGGAGUUUCUAAUCAAGGGUUAUAUCUCCACCUUGACAAGCAAGUUGACCAGCUGCCAGGGCAAGACCUGGAGUCUCUCCUGCAAGGUCAACGAUGGUACAGCAGCCCUCAAUGUUGACCUCGCAAACAGCGUCCUGACGAAGUUGAUAGGAUUCUCAGCAGAAGACAGCGUUGUAAUGAAACAAAGAGCAAAGAGGGAUCCAACAGUCAAAGAAGUGCUAACAGAGGGAUUGCAGCAGUGUCAGCAGCAACUCACUGAUCUUUCCAGUCUGAUGAAGAUCCAGUUCCAGCCUCACCAGCCCAAACCAGUUCUCUGCCAGAUUAUUCCAGUUACAACUUGUCAUGCCCACUGUCUGUACAAUCAAAUCAUCAACAAAAAAUGGAUAAAAAGAUAAUAAAGGUUUUCAAAAUGA
Molecule: messenger RNA, 2390 nt
Organism: Haliotis rufescens (red abalone)
Lineage: Eukaryota; Metazoa; Mollusca; Gastropoda; Lepetellida; Haliotidae
Exons: 13
Coding region: 108-2372 (754 amino acids)
Biological process (GO): double-strand break repair via homologous recombination; resolution of meiotic recombination intermediates
Cellular component (GO): RecQ family helicase-topoisomerase III complex; nuclear body
Molecular function (GO): nucleotide binding
Source: RefSeq, a predicted model, not a curated record